Arachis duranensis is the source of this 2043-nucleotide messenger RNA. Its product is annotated as aspartic proteinase 36. The record is from RefSeq and is a predicted model, not a curated record. Gene Ontology annotation, molecular function: aspartic-type endopeptidase activity. The transcript is spliced from 10 exons. The coding region runs from base 1 to 1539 and encodes 512 amino acids. Gene Ontology annotation, biological process: proteolysis. Lineage: Eukaryota; Viridiplantae; Streptophyta; Magnoliopsida; Fabales; Fabaceae.
AUGAAUCCAACCAAAAAUAACAACCACCUCCUUAACGAUAACCUUAACCUUUGUUCUCUUUUACUCUUUGUUCUUACACUUCUCUUCUCCGCCGUACUGCUGCUUCUUCUAGCUCCGGCGGUGUGGCCUUCUCCGGUGACUCUCCCGCUCGAGCGAGCUUUUCCGACCAACCAUGGAGUGGAGUUGAGCCAGCUCAAAGCAUGGGACUCUGUCAGACAUCGAAGGCUGUUGCAGCAAACAACAACUACCUAUGUUGUCGAUUUCCCUGUUAGGGGCACCUUCGAUCCAUCCCAAGUCGGGCUUUACUAUACAAAGGUGAGGUUGGGUUCUCCUCCAAGGGAGUUUCAUGUGCAGAUUGACACUGGCAGUGAUGUUCUUUGGGUUAGUUGUGGUUCCUGCAAUGGUUGCCCUGAGACAAGUGGCCUUCAAAUUCAGCUCAAUUAUUUUGACCCGGGGAGUUCAUCAACAUCCUCAUUGAUCUCUUGUUUGGACCAAAGGUGUAGGAGUGGAGAGGAGUCCUCGGAUACGAGCUGUUCUACUCAGAGCAACCAAUGCACUUACACAUUCCAGUAUGGAGAUGGUAGUGGGACUUCAGGCUAUUAUGUAUCAGACUUGAUGCAUUUUGCAAGUAUUUUCGAGGGAUCCGUGACAGCAAAUUCUUCUACGCCUAUAGUUUUUGGUUGUAGCAAUCUACAGACUGGGGAAUUGACUAAGUCUGAUAGAGCGAUCGAUGGAAUAUUUGGAUUUGGGCAGCAGGAAAUGUCUGUCAUCUCCCAGCUCUCUUCGCAAGGAAUAGCCCCGAGAGUGUUCUCGCAUUGCCUGAAGGGUGAUAAUAGUGGUGGGGGGAUAUUGGUACUCGGAGAUAUUGUGGAACCAAACAUAAUUUAUAGUCCACUUGUUCCAUCACAGCCUCAUUACAAUUUAAAUCUGCAGAGCAUCUCUGUCAAUGGUCAACCAUUGCCAAUUGAUCCUACAGUUUUUGCUACAUCAAGCAACAGAGGUACCAUUAUAGAUUCUGGAACAACUUUGGCAUACCUUGCCGAAGAGGCUUACAACCCGUUUGUCAAUGCGAUUGUAGCUGCAGUUCCACCAUCUGUACGCACUGUUCUUUCCAAGGGAAGUCCGUGCUUCUUAAUAUCCAGCAGUGUUUCCGACACAUUUCCUCAAGUAAGUCUGAAUUUUGCCGGUGGUGCAUCUUUGGUUCUAAGACCACAGGACUACCUCAUACAACAGAAUCCUAUUGUUGAUGGAGCAGUGUGGUGUAUUGGCUUUCAAAAAAUCCCAGGUGAAGGCAUAACAAUUCUAGGAGACCUUGUAUUAAAAGAUAAAAUUUUUAUCUAUGAUCUUGCUCAUCAGCGCAUUGGGUGGACUAACUAUGACUGUUCGUUGUCCGUUAACGUCACUGCAUCAACGGGGGGAGGAAGAAGUGAAUUUGUGAAUGCAGGAGAGCUAAGUGGAAGCACUUCUUUACAAGAUGGACCUCACAAGUUGAUACACAUUGGGGUCAUGGCUUUCUUCUUAUACCUUCUAGUUUUGUAGCAUUUGAGAAUUGUAACUAAUAUCUUCUUUUCUUUUUGGCCUUGUAUAUGUAUAUGCCCUAAGAUGUGGCAAUCGGCAAGAUCACAUAUUAGGGAAUGCAUAGUGAAAAUUUCACGUAAUUUAGUCGUGUAGAUUCUCACCGUUGAUUAGGAAGGUGGUUAAAAUUUUGAUUCCACUGGAAAUUCUAAUUCAUAGUGAAAAUCUACACGAUUAAAUCAUGUAAAGCUUUCCAAAUUAGAAGAUCUAUCCUCAGUUUCUCACACAUCAUUAUUUGGGUUGUCACUUGUGCAAUAGGCUUGAUUUUUUAGCUUCAUGUGCCUGCUUAGUUAUGUCACAGCUCUUUAUUUAGAGCCCUGUGGAAUCAAAUUGUUCCCCGGGGUUCUUUUUAUUCUUCUUUGGGGGUAGCAUUGUAAAUUCACAGGUGGUUAAUAUUGAGUUGUAGUUACAACAUAUGCACACAUUUGUACAUUUUUUCGGUUGCUGCAUUUUGCAUCACUUUCAUUU